Molecule: messenger RNA, 810 nt
Organism: Metschnikowia bicuspidata var. bicuspidata NRRL YB-4993
Lineage: Eukaryota; Fungi; Ascomycota; Pichiomycetes; Serinales; Metschnikowiaceae
Gene: HEM4
Product: uroporphyrinogen-III synthase
Exons: 1
Coding region: 1-810 (269 amino acids)
Biological process (GO): uroporphyrinogen III biosynthetic process
Molecular function (GO): uroporphyrinogen-III synthase activity
Source: RefSeq, a predicted model, not a curated record
AUGACCCGUCUUCGACUUCUCUUGCUCAAAAACAAAACCACGCCGCACGACCCCUAUAAGGAAAUAUUCACCUCUGCUGGUCAUGACCCGGAGUUCAUACCUCUUCUCAACCAUGCGCCAACAGACAUAGAUGCAACGGUAGACUACCUCACUUCUCUGGAAUUUCUUGAUAAUACCCAAAAAUUCAUUAUAACUUCUCAAAGAGCCGUAGAGGUGCUCCACGAAUGCCUUGACAUCAUCGCUGCUAAUGACCCUUCUCAUGCCUCCAUCAUCAGGCGCAAGUGCGGCUAUACAGUGGGCCCUGCCACCGAGCAAAUACUACUGGAUAAAGGUUUUUUAGAUGUGAGGGGCGGAUGCGAGUCUGGAAAUGGCUCUAAACUUGCCGAUUUGAUUCUAGGAGAGAAAGCCACAGUGCAGGUUGAGAAGGACGAUGAGCAGAGCAUUGUGUUCUUCACCGGCACAAUUCGAAAGGACAUCAUCCCAGUGAAAUUGAAGCAAAACGGGGUCAAAGUUCAGGAGGUUGUGAUCUAUAAAACCGAACCCAAGGACUCCAUAGUGGACAACUUUCUUGAGUGUUGCGAGAAAGACGUAGACUGGGUCGUGUUUUUUAGUCCACAAGGCACAGAGGAUAUCGUGAGCCACAUGGCAGGCGUGUUGCCUCAAAAUGUUCGUGUAGCCAGUAUUGGGCCGACCACAGAGGAAUAUCUUCUCAUGAAAGGGAUCACUCCACACGUUGUGGCGCCUCUGCCCACUGCCCCUGCAUUAUACGAUAGCAUCACCUCCUGGGAGUUGAAUAAUAGACAUUCAUAG